AUGUGGUCUUACACUACAAUGCCGGCAUUAGCAAUCGUGCUGUCAGCACUUUCUCUCCUCCCCUGCACAUCAGCCACAGUUCCUCUUGAGGGCUAUGGAAGGGACUCUUACCCGGUACCAUGUGCCCAAGCGUGUUCAUACGCAAUGCCUAGCACUCUCGACUGUCCAGAGUAUGCAGGCAUGACGGCAGAGGAGAAGGCAGAGGCAUAUCCAUCGGCAGAAUGCUUUUCAAACGAUCCUUCCUACUUGACCUCCAUGGCGUACUGCAUCCACUCUUAUUGCCCCAAAGAUGUGAAGAUCUACAAGGUUGAGAACUUUUGGGAGACCUUGAUGAUUUAUGAGUCAAAGUCAAUUCGAUGGUCGUACCCUGAGGCUUUGGCUCAGGUCAACACUACAAGUGUACCAAAGCCAAUGUCGCCUGAAGAGACAGUUUUUAAUAGGACCAUCUCUAUCGACGCAGCUACCUUUCAGAGUUAUAUGAAUGGUGUCAGAGGAUACAAAGCUGUGGCCAAGAAUGAGUCCAUGUACUCUAUCCUGGCCUUUAUGACAUGUGUCAUGGUCCCGAUUGGCUUCUCCCUCCUCCGCUUCCUUCCCCUGCCAACAUCCUUCAGAAGCAAGGUGUACGGCUAUCUUAUCGACCCUCCGGCUUGGGGUAAGCAGCACAGCGUGGCCACGCUUGGAAUCGGCAUGGUGCCAACUCGAGGUCAGGCUCUCUUCAUUAUCUACCUCAUCGGCAUCAAUUGUCUGGCCACGUUUGAAGGAUACCCCAACUACACACCGAACGGUAUCUUUCCUGAUCGUCACUAUGAACUGAUGCGUCAUAUCGGAAACCGUGCUGGUUCCAUUGCAUUUGCCAACAUCCCCAUUGUCAUCCUCUACGCUGGGCGUAGCAGCGUGCUUCUGCGAUUGACUAACUGGUCCUACUCAACCUUUCUUCUCCUCCAUCGAUGGACUGCCACAAUAUGUGUCAUCCAAGUCGCUCUUCACUCACUUCUCUGGCUUCGCAUCAUGAUCGAGCAACACUCAUAUCCCCUCGUUCUGACAUACCCUUACUGGUACGUUGGUGUUGUUGGAACCGUCUUGUUCUCUGCCUUGAUUCCUUUCUCUAUGCUCCCUAUCCGAAAGAUCUUGUAUGAGGUCUUCCUCAUCACGCACAUCCUCUUGACUGUCGGUGCUCUGGUCGCUUCUUGGUAUCAUAUUGCUUUCCUCUACCAGGACACAAGCGGUUUCGAGAUCUGGCUCAUAAUCGCUUUUGCUUUCUGGGGCCUUGAGAGAGUCCUUCGCAUUCUACGCAUCUCCAGAUAUGGUAUCAAGAAGGCAUAUGUCACUCGCAUUGACGAUAAGUAUCUGCGAGUUGACAUCCCCGGUGUCGAUGCCCAUGGUCAUUGUUUUGCUUAUUUCCCUACACUGUCUUGGCGCGUAUGGGAGAACCACCCUUUCUCAAUUGUCAACUGCAGCAAAGGUCAGCUUGACGGAGAGUCCAUAAUGUCAAGCUCCGCUUCGCAUACUCAGUCUGAGAAUGAGGCCGCUGUCUCACCGACUGAGGCAUCAACUUCCAAGGAGAUGGCAGGCGCCGUGUCCAACAUCCGCCAGCUUGGAGUCCACAGAAACACCACUAAGCCUGGUAUCACACUAUUCGUCCAGAACCUCCGUGGCAUGACCGCCAAGCUCGCAAAGAAAGCAGACACUGGCAUCGCCAUCCCCGUUCUUAUCGAGUCCUCUUAUGGCCACGAAGACACCAGCCGCUUCGAGCCCAAUACCGAAUACCCGAAUACCCUUGUCAUCUCCGGUGGUGUUGGUAUCGCAGGCGUCCUGUCAUCUCUCCAAGCCUCCCUGUCGAUGUACGCCAAGCCCCUGGGAACCACUAAGCUCUACUGGGGAAUCAAAAGCAAGGGCCUUGUCGAUGUGGUCAAGAGUAUGAUUGUAGGUGGGGAUGCCGCUGAGGAAAAAGAAGUUGGUGAAUCCUCCAGCUGGGGCCAUAUCGAGACCCACGUCUCGAUCGGUGAGCGCAUGGACAUAAAGAGAGUUUUGACGACGGAAUUGGAGAACGCUAUUGGUGGAACUACGGUUGUUAUUUGUGGUCCACAUGCGAUGUGUGAUGAAGCUCGGUAUGUCUGCGCUGCAUUGGCGAGACAUGGUGUUGUUGUUCGCUAUGUUGAAGAAUCCUUCACUUGGUAG
Molecule: messenger RNA, 2178 nt
Organism: Fusarium oxysporum Fo47
Lineage: Eukaryota; Fungi; Ascomycota; Sordariomycetes; Hypocreales; Nectriaceae
Product: ferric reductase like transmembrane component-domain-containing protein
Exons: 2
Coding region: 1-2178 (725 amino acids)
Biological process (GO): copper ion import; intracellular iron ion homeostasis; proteolysis
Cellular component (GO): plasma membrane
Molecular function (GO): metallocarboxypeptidase activity; zinc ion binding; ferric-chelate reductase activity
Source: RefSeq, a predicted model, not a curated record